Molecule: messenger RNA, 2238 nt
Organism: Dermacentor silvarum
Lineage: Eukaryota; Metazoa; Arthropoda; Arachnida; Ixodida; Ixodidae
Product: solute carrier family 13 member 2
Exons: 11
Coding region: 175-2238 (687 amino acids)
Biological process (GO): monoatomic anion transmembrane transport
Cellular component (GO): membrane
Molecular function (GO): transmembrane transporter activity
Source: RefSeq, a predicted model, not a curated record
GAAAAUUCUUUUAGUGAGCAGACGCACGUGGUGUUAACUUGUGCAUGGAUGUUUGCAUGAUGCGAGCCCACGUGUCUUUAUCGUGAUUUGUAUAAUAAUUGAGUCUCUUCUUUUCAUUCAGGAUCAGCAUUCAGCAGUCGUUUGUUGGGAGAACGAGCCUCAAGCUUUCAUUUCAUGGAAGAGCGACAAACAGUGUACCAGCAGCGGCGUCCUGUCGCCUCUCACGGAAUGCGCCGUGAUUCGAGCGCCUCGCAAUGGAGUACGACGGCUGUGAUUGCCACGAGCAAGUGCAGUAGCGAAGACAUCGUGAGCGAAACGCACCCUUCGAGACGUCACUGCCAGACACUCGAAGGACCAGGUGUCGCCGAGACAGUCUUCAGUGUGCCGGAUAGCAAGGACUUUGUCUUGGACUUCAGCGGCCGCCUCUCCGGCAGCCAGCAGUGCCUUAGCCGUCGCCGCAGAGAUGUUUUGAGGUCUAAGCGAAUGCUUCUCCGCCGCAAGCGCAAAUCGACGGACCUGCCAAAAGAGGGCGCUCGAAUCGAAGACGAAGCUUGCGUGCUACCUAUCCCUGACCCCAACGUCCAUCUUGGAGGCGACGCAUGCGAGAAGACCCGACGCUUGCCUCUCGAUAAGGCCUGGGUAGACAGAGUGGACGAGACGUCAAGACAUAACCCGCUUUUGGCAAUUGAUGUCUCGUUUCGACUCAGGCGCUCGACGUCCAAACCGGGGCUUGUGUGGAAACUAAGCAGAUUCUGCGCGGAACGGGGCGACAGUCUGCGAAACCUCUUGUUCACUCGACACGAGCAGGUUGCCGUCGCGGAAACUGCUCGCCCUGACCAAAGUGAAUUGGGGAAGCCUAAGAAACACGGUGAUGGCAGUUCCCCGAGCGAGGACAACGAGAAAAGCCGCAAGGGUGACAGCGACAAAAGCCAAGAAAAGCAACGCGAGUCUUCUAGUCAGGCUCAAGACGCUGAUCCAAUAGGCGAGGAUGAAAAUGAUCAACCGGGAGGCCAAGAGGGGGUUGCAGAUGCUUCUCGCACUGCGGGUGCCGCCGGACAAGGUGCUGAGGCCCGAGUUACCAAGAGCCAUGAGCACGGAAGUCGAGCACGGGAGCUUGAAGCAAUAAUCAUGGAGGAAAAAGAAAAAGCAAAAGACCUCAGAGCGGCUGUGCUAUUGGCACUGACGUAUGGUGCCAGUUUCGGAGCGGCUGCCGCGUACGGGGCAUCAAACGCUAACGACUACUUCAAAAAGUACAUAGAAAUGAACGUCAAACUGCCAAGCGCCACCUUGAACGUCUACAUGUGGCUUCUCGUACACGUCCCGUUCUGCUUCGCACUCAUGAUCAUCGCCGCCAGAAUAAUUUAUUACGUCCACACUCGGAACUACGACGUCAUGGAGACUGCCACAGCCCCGAAGAGCAACGUCGUCAUUCGGGACCGACUGCACAUCAUGGGACAAGUCAGCUACGGCGAGUACAUCUCCGCCUUCCUUGUUGGCACGGCCAUGGUCCUGCUGAUUUUUCGGGAGCCAACAUUCAUGAAAUAUGGAUGGGGAGAUUGGCUCGGAAUUGAAAGGGAGGUGACAGACGCAUCGGUUGGUAUCAUCGUGGGUAUGCUGGCCUUUCUUUUUCCCGCGGACAUCCUCCCCGAGGCACACCAGACGCAGAUAAUCGAGUGGGCCGAUAUGCUUAAGCGCCUGCCUUGGGGCGUCAUCUUCAUCCUGGGCAGCUCCUCCACGGUCACCACGGCAAUAGAGAAUAACGGCGUGUACAAGAUGCUGGAGGAGAAGCUGUUCAACCUCGCCCUGCCGCCUUUCUACCACCAGUACAUCUCGGUACUGAUUAUGGGCUGCUUCGGCGAAUUGACCACAUUCAAGAGCCGGCUGCGCCACUUCACCAGGAUCGGAUACAGGAUAUCCCGCAAGCUGCGCCGAGACCCGCUCUUCUUCCUACUUCCGGUGAGCAUGGUGUGCCAGCUGAGCCUGAUCCUUCCGUCGGCGAGCCCAAACAACGCCAUGGCCUUUGAAUUGGGCAGCAUGACGUCGCUUCAAAUGAUCGUGCCCGGCUUCAUCACCAAGGCGCUGACGAUCGUGCUCUACAUGACGCUGAUAGACUUCACCGUCUCGCCGAAUCAACUGUCCGAUGUGCAAGGCUUCGUGAACGGCACAAGUGGCUUGGCAUCUGGUGAUCCAGAUGCAGUCGGUGUGGCCAUUGACGUUGCGCAGGUCGCAUUCGAGUGA